GUCAGUAGCAGUUAGAUGUGUCUGUCCCCUCGUCCGUGACGAUGACGAUGAAGGGCUUGUCGAGUAGCCGGAGGCACCAUCACAUGGUGACCUGUGACCCCUCCUAUGACUCCAUGACCCUGGGGCGCCAAGCCCGGCACUACCCGCUGAACCCGGGCAAUGCCCACCCGGCGGACCACCCUUACUAUGCCCAGCGAAGCUCCUUCCAGUCUGAGUGCGGGCCCUACCCUGACCCGGCUAGCAGCACCUUCCCCCGAAGACACUACAGCUCACACCAUGAACUGAAGGAUGAGUGUGCUGUGGUGCCUUACACCGGAGGCCAGGGGGGAGGCGUUAAAAACAACCGCAUCCCCCCCAACCUUCUGGAGCAGUUUGAACGGCAGGCGCCGGCGCGCCAUGACGGCUACCACACACUGCAGUACAAGUGCACAGCGGUGGCGCACCAGCGCAGCGACAGUCCUGGGAGGAUCCGGCAUCUUGUCCACUCGGUCCAAAAGCUCUUCACCAAGUCUCAAUCCCUGGAAGGCCCAUCCGGGGAUAGGAUGAACGGGGGCAAGGCCAGCUCUGACGACCCGCCCUCCCACUCGGGUACCCUGAAGCACAGCAGCAAGCGCAGCAAGAGCAAAGACCGCAGCAGGUCGGAGCCCAAGAUGCGCUCAGCCAUCUCAGGCUACUGGAGCUCGGACGACACCCUGGACCGCGAGGUGUGCCUGUACCACCACCACAGCCCCAUCCCGGGAGGCAUGCCCUCGGGGGUGAUGACCAUGGGCCGCCACCCAGGCAAGUCCCAGUCACAGUACUUCAUGGAGCAGUACAACACCAUCAGCGCCCACUCGCUGAAGACGUCACGAAGCAACAACGACGUCAAGUGUUCAACAUGCGCCGGGUUGCCGGGACUGGGCACGGGGAUAGACGGGACUGGCCAACUGCUGAAGAAGAGCUCGUGGUCAUCAACGCUGACGGUCAGUAGGGCCAGGGAAGUCUACCAGAAAGCAUCGGUCAACCUGGACAAAGCCCCGGUCAAGGCUGAUACCUGCCAGCGGGGGGGACGCCAGAUCUAUCAAUUCCUCCAGGUACCCCAGGACGAGUGGAGUAGGGGGUUCUUGUCCGUGGGGAAAGACGAGGAGAUCCCAUGCAGGCGUAUGCGCAGUGGCAGCUACAUCAAGGCCAUGGCGGAGGAAGACAGCGGCGACUCAGACUGCAGCCCCAAGCCCUCGCCCAAGGUGCAGGCGCGCCGGGCAAGCUAUCUGAAGGCCACACAGCCAUCGCUCACCGAGAUGACCACCCUCAAGAUCUCCACCGAGUCGCACUCUCCCAAGCUGCAGAUCCGGAGCCACAGCUACCUGCGUGCGGUGAGUGAGGUUUCCAUCAAUAGAAGCCUGGACAGCUUGGACCCGGCAGGGCUACUGGCCUCGCCCAAAUUCCGCUCGCGAAACGAGAGCUACAUGAGAGCCAUGCGCACCAUUAGCCAGGUGAGCGAGGUGGAGGUGAACGGACAGAUUGAGGCAGUGUGUGAGUCUGUUUUCAGUGAGAUGGAGUCUCAAGCGGUGGAUGCUCUGGACCUCCCUAUGUCAGGCUGCUUCCGCAUGCGCAGUCACAGCUAUGUCCGGGCCAUCGAGAAGGGCUGCUCCCAAGAUGAGGAGGACAGGGUCACCAUGGUGGGGGGAAACAUGAGGGCUAUCUCAGCCCCCCGGGCCACCACCACCGUCAGGACCAUCCAGAGCAGCACAGUGUCGUCAUGCAUUACCACGUACAAGAAGACGCCUCCGCCGGUGCCGCCGCGCACCACCCCACCCAAACCUGUCAUCUCCAUCACGGCCCAAAGCAGCACCGAGUCGGCCCAGGACGCAUACAUGGACGAGGGGUCAGGCCUCCGGACCCGGAUCAGCACAUCCCAGCCCCACCUGUCCAACUCCACCGAGAGCAUCGACAGUAUGAAGGCCCUGACUGCAGCUAUUGAGGCAGCUAACGCCCAGGUCCACGGCCCGGCCAGCCAGCACGUCACCAACAGCACCAUCACCGUCACCGCCACCACCACUGCCUCCAGCGACAGCAAGAGGGACUCGCUCCGGAAGUGCCUCUCCAUAGGAAUACAGGUGGAUGGACCAGAGGAGGUUAGGGCGACAGAGGAGCACUCCAAGUUCCAGUCAGUGGGCAUCCAGGUGGAAGAGGAGAGAUGUUACCGCAGGAUGACCAGGUCCAACAGUGUGACCACGGCGGUCCAGGCCGACCUAGACGACCCUGACUACUAUCCCGUCGACGCUCCAGAGAUGGCGAUGCGCCACUCGGCCACCAUGCCCCGCCAGUACUCCCGGGACUCCGCCACCUCCACCGUCUCCAUCCAGGGCUCGGGCAACCACUACCACGCCCUGACUGUGGAGGAGUACGGCGAGGUGGGUGUCGACCCAUCCAUCCUGCCCCCACCUGACCCCUGGAUGGACCAAGUGGAGGGCCCAAUGGAGGUGGUGGAGGGGAGGGGGUCGUUGUGUCCCAGGGACGGGCGCUGGUUCCUCAAGCUGCUGCAGGCCGAGAUGGAGCGCAUGGAGGGCUGGUGCAGACAGAUGGAGCAGGAAGAGAUGGAGAACGAGCUGCCGGACGAGAUCCUGGGGAAGAUCCGCAGUGCAGUAGGCAGCGCCCAGCUGCUCAUGUCUCAGAAGUUCCAGCAGUUUCGGGAGCUGUGUGAGGAGAACCUGAACCCCAAUGCCAACCCCAGGCCCAUCUCCCAGGAUCUGGCUGGUUUCUGGGACAUGCUGCAGCUGUCCAUCGAGAACAUCAGCCUAAAGUUUGAUGAGCUGCACCAACUCAAAGCCAACAACUGGAGACCCCUGGACCCCCCCAUGUUAAAGGAGAGACGGUUCGCCCCUCCAGUGCCAAAGAAGCCCCACAGGGGCCACCCUCCCCUGGCCAGGGACCGUUCUCUGGAGAGCUCCGUUAGACAGCGGCUGGAGGCUCGCAAACGUCUGCUGGCCGCCAAGCGGGCCCUCGCGGUCCGACAGAGCUCUGUCACCGAGAGCACAGCAGACAGUAUUGAGAUCUACAUCCCCGAGGCCCAGACCAGACUAUGAGACACACACAGAUAGAGACAGAGACCCUCCCACACACACACACACACACACACACACACACACACACACACACGCACCUACAAUGGUGCACGCAAACACCCACACAGGCACACACAGCACUGAAUGGCGAGGGUAGGGUGCUUGUAAUAUGAUCACAUCUUUAUUUACUUCAACAAAAGAGGGGGGACAGUCACAGCUCUAUAGUUGAGUGAGAAUACUGUAUAUUUAUGAAUUUUUAUCCUCUCCAUUUGAUCCUCUCCGUUGAACUUUCAGCUUUGACGUAGCUCCCCCCCACUCCUCACUCCCAGCGAUGUUUCUUCUUGUGAUGUCAACUCUUCUUACCGAUAUUCCACCAACCAAGUGACCUGUUGUCACCCAAACAACAGGUAUACCAGUACCACAGCAUUGAGGCAUAAUGUAUAAUGUUUCUGAUUCAUUGGAACUGAAGGAAAGUUACGGAGGGAUGUACUAGUGGGUCUAGACGGAGUGCUGUCAGGGCACACUAGCUAAUCCUGUUGGGUGUCAGAAAGCCUGAGACAGCAAUUGUGUCCCGCAUGACACCCUACUUCUUAAAUAGAGCACUGUUUUUGUGCACUACUUAGUGCACAAAAACAAUAACUACCUAGGGAGUUAUUUGAGACACAGCCAGCCUCUCUACUCUGGUGACCCUGGGUGAGGCUGCUACUGUGACUCACAGCACAAUAACAGCAGACAAUAGGGAAACUCAGUCUCUUUCCCCCUGUGGGAUACUACUGUCACGGGGUUCACACACACACACACACACACACACACACACGCACGCACACACACGUACGCAUGGACGUACAGUCAUUUGAGGUAACUUACCUAAACCUGUUUGAAUUGUUAGGGAGAACACCUGAGACAUGUCUAAAACCUUCUGGAGGCAUACGAGACAACUGUUUUAAAUGUUUCAAUUAGGAUUCAAUCCUAACUUCGAUUUAAGUAAUAUUUUCACUUAGUCAUGCAUUGAUGUCAAUGGAAGACUAAGUAAACUUAAGUAUAACUUAGGAUUUGCCCCUUAUUAUUGAAAUCCAGGGAACAGCAGCGCUACAUGACUUGGCAAUGAAAUCACACACAUAAGCAUUUUAGUGAGUCACCAUAUUUUAAAAACAAUGAAAUGCAAAGAAAAAGGGUAUACACUAAUGGUUUGAUACAAUGAUUUUAGUCCAACACCCAUGAACACCUAGAUGUUAUAUUAGAGCAACAUACACUUAUCACACACUAUUUUGUUAUUGUACUUUCAGAGUACUCUGAGAGACUUUGCGCAGGAGCUGAAUCAACACAGUCCGAAGGUGUUCAACGUAGACAAUAAUAUCAAUGUGCAAAAAUGACUUUCAUUUGUAAAAAUCCAAACCUUUUAUAAAAUGGGAUUUGGAUGAGAGUUGUAGCUUGGGAUUCAUAGUAUUUACCAAUAAUCAAUACAGGUCUUUGUAGAGGAAAAAAAAUGAAUAAAUAAAUCAACUCUG
Messenger RNA from Oncorhynchus nerka (sockeye salmon), 4552 nucleotides. RefSeq names its product disks large-associated protein 1-like. Bases 42 to 3065 code for a protein of 1007 amino acids. Gene Ontology annotation, biological process: signaling. The transcript has 11 exons. NCBI's taxonomy places the organism in Eukaryota, Metazoa, Chordata, Actinopteri, Salmoniformes, Salmonidae. Gene Ontology annotation, cellular component: glutamatergic synapse; postsynaptic specialization. Gene Ontology annotation, molecular function: molecular adaptor activity. The record is from RefSeq and is a predicted model, not a curated record.